ACCGACCGUUCCUCUCUCCCGUAGAUGCUGAACGUGCUGCUGAGCCGCAUCGCGCUACGGCGACGUGCACGCCCGCGUGUACUGCUACGGGACGACGUGCGUGCAGCGAGGUCGUCUUCGUGGUGCCCGCCGCGCGGCAGUUUGCGCCGCCACCGCCGCCGCCGUCAUGGCAACUAGAGGAUCGUCGUCGGUUACCGCACGUCUGCAGCCGGACUACUAACCCCGCGGCUCCUCGGACUAUUGCACGGUCAAAGGCAAUACAUCAAUGGCCCUAGAAUCAAAUGGCAACAACGUGGUGUGGUUGAACACAACCCGUCCUGAUCAAAUACAGCAGAGUCAACCGAUUGAGCAGCCAUUGAAGUGUUCCAUGUUUACUCAAACGGAACAAACGAAUAGUUUUACCCAGACGGAACAGAGUAAUUCGAGUUACGGAGACCAGAGACAGCAACAAACAGCAAUGUUUGACCCACAGCAGAUUCAGCAGCAGCAAGCUGCUGCGCAGGGUCAGCAGUCGCAGCAGCAGCAGACCCAGCAGAUGUACGUCACGGACAAGAAGGAGGACAAGUCGCAGCAGCAGCAGCAGCAGACGACCACCGCCGAGUUCCCCUCCUCCUUCUACUACAACGUCAACAUGCUGCAGAAGGUUCAGACAAACGCGGUGAGCACAAUCAGUGCAAUCACCGACGACAAGGGUUGUUACCGUUUCGAUGUUCAACCUGUCGGUUAUAAUACAUUGCUAAAUCAGAUGAGCAUCGCCGCCGCCGCGACUGCGAACGCGACCUUCAAGUGCGAGAUUUGCGGCCUGGUCUUCGGCCACAUGAGCCUGUUGCAACAUCACAAGCGGAUUCACUCCUCGACGCCCAGCAAUUUGCAGCAGCAGCCGCAGCAGAUUGUGGUGCAAACGCCGACGACAGUGACCGUCGCCACCACGCCGGACAGACCGUACACAUGUGACGUUUGUGGAGCGUGUUUUGCAUUACCGGGAGAAUUGAAAAGUCACAAGACAAACAUGCAUCAGAAACCUAAGGUGCAAAUUUGUGAGGAUUGUGGCAGUGAGGACCCAUGCGAACAUCAUCCAACUAAAGUUAAAAAGACUAUCAAACCUGGUCAUCAUCCUGUGAAACGAAGGGGUGUCACCAGUGUUACCAAGUGUCACAAGUGCAACGGCACGGGAAUUAUUUUUAUUGGUAAACACGACGAAAAACUAGAUUCCGGAAUCAGUUCCCUCGCAAAGUGUGGCGGCUGCAAGGCUACAGGCCGCAUCGUCAUAGGAAGUGGCAAGCAAAACAGUCAAAAUCAGGCGGAUAAACCAUUUCAUUGUAACGUUUGCGAUGGUACAUUUUCUCGAUAUUCUUCUCUCUGGUCCCAUAAAAGACUUCAUUCGGGAGACAAACCGUUCAAAUGUGAAGUCUGUGGCUUAGCCUUUGCAAAGGCUGCCUAUCUGAAGAAUCAUGGAAGAGUUCAUACCGGUGAGAAACCGUUCAAGUGCAACGUUUGCGGCAUGCAGUUUUCGCAAAGCCCGCACUUGAAGAACCAUGAGCGAAUUCAUUCCGGCGAGCGACCUUAUCAGUGUGAGGUUUGCGAGAAGACGUUCGCCAGACACUCGACGCUCUGGAAUCACAGAAGAAUUCACACCGGCGAGAAGCCGUACAGGUGUAACAUCUGCGGUUCCGCCUUCAAUCAAGCCACGCACCUCAAGAAUCACGCGAAGGUCCAUACCGGUGAAAAGCCGCACAGGUGCGAUAUAUGCGAGAUCGGCUUUUCCGAUCGUUUUGCGCUGAAACGCCACCGUGCGAUCCACGAGAAGUACGGCCAGACGGCGCGGAAUCAGAACGCGAAUAACCCAGCGAACGCACAGCAGCCCAACCCGAGUAAUCAGCAGCAGCAGUCGCAGCAACAGCAACAGCCGCAGCAGGCCCAGCAAGGCCAGGUCGUGGUCGUGAAUGCGACCACUCCUGUCACCGUCAGCCAAGGGCAAGGCCAAGUUAUACUCGACGAGGUCUACAAGUGUCAGGUGGCCUUCCCAGAGCCUAAAUGAUUCAGCUAGAGAAUACCUUUCAGGAGCUGGUAAAGAGGUUAACUUUUUUUAACCUUUUUUUUAAUAUUAAUCUCGAGAACGACAAAAUCCAUGGAUAUAUGAUAUGAGAGAUAUGGAUUUUCUGAAAGAGAGUCAAGUGAUGAAUCCUGCAUGAGUGACUGAACGACGCAUCUCUUUUCUGUGUGUGUGUAUGUGUGCGGCCACUCGGAUUCGGUGGAAAGAGUACUUGGUGAUUAUCGAUAGAUUGGAUUUAGAUAUGGAUAAAGAUUUCAAGGGGAAAAAAAACGAAAAAAAGAAAAAAAUACGGACGGAGAGACUCUGCGUGAAGUUUGCGCGAGUGAAGAAAUUUCGUGGAAUGUAACCUCGGAAGUUUAAUUCGUAAUACUACAAUUGGACGAUUUUAAACCGCCAAGAUCAACGAAGUCUUUUUGUGAAGUAAUAGAGAAAUAUGUCUACCUUUAUAUUUUGCCAUUCGGAAAGGUGGAAGGACAAUUGAAUCGCAUCACGGCAACACAUUUCGUAUAUAUAUUAGUUUUCUAAAAUAAAAAAAAAACGGAAAAAUGUAAUUGUAAUCGUAUCAUUCUUUCUUACGUAUACAUAAUGUAAUAAUCGUUAAUUUGUCCGCAAGAACAAAAUUGCUAGAUGUCUUGCCAAUAUUUCAUGAAAUGAUUUUCAUGAAUGGCAUUGUGCAAUAGUUCCGACAAAUUUUGCGAUUAGCCCGACGACAAAGUGUACUUUCGAAUGAUUGUAACAACGGAGGAUUGCGGCGGCGGCGUGUGUUUCGGUAGUGAAAAGCGCGAGUAUAAGGAAUCGAGUAUUUUUCUCCCUUUUUUUCUGUUUUCUUAGCAAAUAUCGAAAAUAAUACGAUUGAGAAACGCCCAAACCUCGGCCCUUCCGAUUUCUCUCGAUCUAUCGACACGAGGAUGAGAUUGUGCGUCGAUGUUUAAAAUUAUAUAUCUGUAAGGUUUGAAGUGUCUAUUUAAUUUUGUUCGCAUAAAUUAUUUUACUUGACAAAUGAUAAAUGCACGAGUGAGCAUGUUAGAAGAGAGAGGUCUUGUACGACGCCCUGGGAAAUUUUGUACUUGCGAAUAGCGUGUGGAACGGAACGACAUCGCGAUCUGUGCGAGCCCUCUUCCGUCCAGUCAUUCGAGAUCAGAAAGCAUCGCGCGUCACUGACGACAACGAUCAUGAUGAUAAGCGGCGAAAGAGUAGUGCGGCAUACCUUUAUUAACUCGCUGGGGCUGCAAUAAUAAUAGUGAAUAUCGACGGGCAAACUAAAACCGUUUUAUAAUUUUAAGAGGCCGCGAACCAUAUGAAUAUAAUUAUAACUUGAUGAAGCAUAGUUGCUAGUUUGUAACAAGUAGCCGAGCUAGAUUAUAUACAUAUAAAAAUAUAUAUUAUAUAUAUAUACAUUAAUUUUUAUAUCCCCACUUGUUAAAGCGAUCCCGCACCGUCGCUACUUUUAAGUAUCAAAGAUCACCAAAACGAAUAGAUUGUACAUUGAUAGCUCCAUACAUCCAUAAUUGGUGACUCGUAUGCCAUUACGGUAUCUCAUCUUCGCAGUUAUUUGGAUACCCUUCCGAGAAUGCUCCCACGCAACUGUUACACGCAGUAUCAAAACGCGAAUCUUUUAUCGUUAUUUAGUUUUUUUUUUUCUCAUCUUUAUUCGUCACCGAAUUAUUCGAACAACACGCACCAUCUCUCUUUCGUAAGGUAAACGUAACCAGUGACUCUAAACAUGUAUCUAUAUCGGAACACGUACACAAAAUUUAUUAAUCUCAAAUACUUUUUUUUAUUAUAAUAUCAAAAUUUGAUUGUAAAAAUAUUUAAAGAUUACAAUUAAAUUAUAAUAUUAUGAAAAAAAAACAUUCAAAAAUAAGUUUUUGUGUACGUGUUCCGAUGUAGAUACAUGUUCAAUUGCUGGUACGUUUAUCUUAUAAUUUUAAAAGAUUUUACAAUUGUGAAUUUGCAAAUUGCAAAGGAGAUAGAUAUAAGCGAUUUGAGGGUGUCCCAAAAAAUUCUUUUUACACGAAAUUGAAUCUGUCAUUCGCGGAGAAUAUUACGUGACGAUCAGUCUACGUGAUUGUCAAUUCGCCAUUCGACUCGCACGGAAUCCGGAAUUGGGGAUAUUUCUCUGUUUUACUAAUUAACUUGUAAAAUAAAGGUACGCAAUUACAUAAUUUUACUUUUA
Molecule: messenger RNA, 4229 nt
Organism: Wasmannia auropunctata (little fire ant)
Lineage: Eukaryota; Metazoa; Arthropoda; Insecta; Hymenoptera; Formicidae
Product: zinc finger protein 2 homolog
Exons: 9
Coding region: 266-2038 (590 amino acids)
Cellular component (GO): nucleus
Source: RefSeq, a predicted model, not a curated record